Bombina bombina (fire-bellied toad) is the source of this 1588-nucleotide messenger RNA. It is a transcript of the gene PGP, whose product is annotated as phosphoglycolate phosphatase. The coding region runs from base 7 to 918 and encodes 303 amino acids. The transcript has 2 exons. Gene Ontology annotation, cellular component: cytoplasm. The record is from RefSeq and is a predicted model, not a curated record. Lineage: Eukaryota; Metazoa; Chordata; Amphibia; Anura; Bombinatoridae. Gene Ontology annotation, molecular function: sn-glycerol 3-phosphatase activity.
UUCAAGAUGGCUGCCUCCAAGUGUACCCGGCUUACCGGUGAUCUCACCCGCAGCUUUCUGGCCUCGGUGGACACUGUACUGUUUGAUUGUGACGGGGUACUGUGGCGGGGGGAUGAAGCCAUCCCCGGGGCGCCCGAGCUCAUUAACAAGCUGAAACAGCACGGGAAGCGCGUGUUUUAUUUGACCAACAACAGCACCAAGACCCGGGCAGCUUACACCGAGAAGCUGGGGCGGCUGGGCUUCAAUGCCGAAUCUAGGGAGGUGUUUGGGACGGCUUAUUGCACGGCGCUCUACCUGCGGGACAUAGCGCGGAUGCAGGGCAAGGUGUAUCUGAUGGGCGGCAAGGCGCUGAGCCAGGAGCUCGGGGACGCGGGGAUCCAGCAUGUUGGCAGCGGCCCGGACCCGGUGACCGGAGGGUUUAGUGACUGGGCGGCGAUAGAACCAGAUCCUGAGGUUAAAGCUGUGGUAGUUGGUUUUGAUGAGCACUUUAGUUACAUGAAGCUGACCCGAGCUCUGCGGUACCUGCAGGAUCCUGCUUGUCUCUUCAUAGCCACAAACACCGACACCCGGCUGCCACUGGAGGGCGGCAGGGUGAUACCAGGAACUGGCUGUUUGGUGCGAGCAGUGGAGACAGCCGCCCACCGCAAUGCUCAGAUCAUCGGCAAGCCCAGCUCCUUCAUCUACGAUUGUGUGGUUAAAGAAUGCGGAUUGGAUGCUUCCAGAACUGUGAUGGUGGGAGACCGAUUGGACACAGACAUUCAGAUGGGAUCUACGUGUGGUAUACGCACCCUCUUGACCUUAACAGGUUUUUCCACCCUGGAAGAUGCCAAGUCUUAUCAACAGAGUGGAUCUUUUUCCUUAGUUCCAGAUUAUUAUGUGGAGUCUGUAUCUGACCUCCUGCCAGCACUUUCAGAGUAAAACCAAUGAACCCGUACAAAGAACAGCUGUAUGACUAAGCGGAUUAACCUCAUAUAUUGGGACUGAUUCCUUCAUUCUUUGGAGGGAAAACUCUUGUGCUGUGUGUUCCAGCCCUCUUUUCUUGGUUAAAAUAUAGCUAUGCAGUUGGAUCCUGAUUGUGAAUGGUUACUUUUCUCCUAUGUGGGGGGUUAAAAUAGUGUAUAUGGGGGUGAAGUGAUGACUCUUUCCCCUUUUGAACGUUCUGCUCUAAUUUCCUCUUUUAACUACAGUUUAUAAACUGCAGCUGCAGAGUAAUUUCAGAACCUUUUUUAAAUUGUAAUUUAAAUCUAAUGUUAAAAAAUAUAUAUAAUCUAUAUCUCAAAUUUUAUAUACAUUUUUAUAUUUAAGAACAGAGUUUGUAGUAUCAAUAUUUUGACUCCAUACCCAGCAUCACCCACAUGCUAACUAUUUUAUGCUUCCAGAUUUUCCCAUUAACUUUUUUCUUUUUUGCAGUUUACAUUAGGAGCUUUAUUGGUGUUUGGAACUCCAGUACUGGAUUAUAUUUAUGGACAAAAGUAACUGUUCCUGCUGUUAAUAUAAAUUACAAUAGUACUGUAUCUCUUAUAUAAAGUAAAUAUUAGUUUGGAAGCAUCACUAGUAUGAAAACCCAUAAAAUGCAAUAUUAUUACAA